UCAAUACGUCUUCAUCAGAUAUAAUGGGACUCUUACGCUUCAUGUCAGCCGCCAGCCUAAGAUUGAGAAUAAGAGGCAUCGGAGAGAAGGAAAUUAUGUCUUUUUAAGAAAAGGGGCGACACCGGAUUUAGGGAACCAUACAGUUGAUAUCAAUGUAACCAUCCUAGUAGGCAGAUUGCGAGAGAAAAAUGGAUCAAUAAGCCUUAGGGCAUUUCCGAAUGAAACGUCAAAUUGUUUAAAGAAAAACAGACAACAAAUAAGCAAUGGUUCCUAUGAGGUGUAUGAUACAUCACAGGUCAUUAAAGAAAGUCUGGAAAAACAAACAAAAGGUUUGACAGAGUGUAAAGCCACGGGAAAGCUUUGUACUUUGGGAUACAGUUGUGCAGUGUCCCCUAAGGACAACUACACUGGGGAGUGUGUGCAUCAAUGUGACCUUGAAAGUAAACCCUGUAACGACAAGGGGUAUUGCUUUUUUGACAUCGUUCUCAACCAAACAGCUUGUAGGUGUGAGAAGAGUCUGUUGACGAUGUACUACGGACCACAGUGUGAGGAGAGAACAGGGACGAUGGAGUUCGUGGUUGGUCUGUCUGUUGGUGGUGGAGGAUUCCUUUUGCUUGUCAUCAUACUUAUCAUCUGUUGUAGGCGAUCCUCUAACAAUGAACGAGACAAAAAACUUGGAGUCACUAGCAAAGAGGAAGAAUUCUCUACAAGAAAGCUAGAUAUGAGAGACUUUACCUCUGGUCUACAGUUAAAAGAAGAUUCAAAGAGAUUGUAUCGAUACGACAAUACUCCAGGAGCAGCUAAUAGGGCCUAUGAACUUCUCUGGAAUCAAAGUCCUAGGGUUCCAGAGUUAGAGAUGUACCCACCGCUGUAUAAAUCACAACACUCCCACAGACUGUACGGUGAAGAACGAGUAUCAAUGACUAGCAUUGAUUCAACUAGAAACUUUUCCAUCAAAAGGCCACAUAUUUACAGUGAACCGAUGGAGAAUUUUGAAAGUCCUUAUGUCAGCAGGGAGUCGUAUCUCUACAAAUCACAGACGGGAAUAAGACCAGCAUCACCCACGUAUACCACGACUGAAAACAGAACUCCAUUCUGAAAUUGAGAAUACGGAACUGCAUUCUAAAAGUCUAGAAAGGGAUUUUUGAGAAAAAUAUUGUUUGUUCCAUAUCAUAACUCGAAUUUCAUUUCAUGUGUUUAGCUGUUAAUGACAUAAUAAACACUCGUUUCUUACUCUGUUAAAUGAGUGAA
This is a messenger RNA of Saccostrea cuccullata (small rock oyster), 1251 nucleotides long. RefSeq lists its product as uncharacterized. NCBI's taxonomy places the organism in Eukaryota, Metazoa, Mollusca, Bivalvia, Ostreida, Ostreidae. The record is from RefSeq and is a predicted model, not a curated record. Bases 527 to 1099 code for a protein of 190 amino acids. The transcript has 9 exons.